AUGAAGCUGAUCGCCAGAUAUCUAGACGAGAAUUCCACUCCGGAGUGGAAACGUGCUUAUAUAGACUAUCGAGCAUGUAAGAAAGCCAUAAAGGUCAUCGCUCGACGGUUAGGACAAGAGAGAUCUCGUAUCAAGAAUGGUGAACAGCCGGACAAGGGGUCGGGCAGUCAUGAAAGCUCGGACGAUGUGGACCAUGGACCUUCAGCACCUCCGAGAUCUAGUAAGGGUACCAGUCCUUCUAUGGGUUCAGGGGGCAAAUCGCCUAGAGAUAGGGGAAGAGCGUCGUUGAAGAAUACUCCUAGUAUACCCGGUUCUGCACAAUAUGGCGCUACAACUUCAACACCUAGGCACAAAUCCGGACUGCCACCCAACCCACCUCCCUUAGACAUCGGCGAACCCAGUGUUGCUCACUUGCCUGAGUCUACUGCUAUCACGGACGACAGAAUUCACCGAGAACCCUCUCAUACGCAGCACAAGCCAGGUACCGUCACUUUUACCGAAAACCCCCCUUCACCCACAAGCCCCGAAGGAUCUCAUCAUCGUUCGAGCGAGGAUCCGAUAGUCACUUCUGACUCCAAUGCUCCCCUCAGACCAAAUGCAGCCCCAAGAUCUGGUUCGAAGACCAGAAAAAGCCCAAGGAGACCAUUCGGGAUACGCAGCGGGUCUAGUCCUUUCAUUCAGGGGCACAGUCCAAAGUUAGACCGGAAGAGUGUUCGUUCAAUGACAUUCUCUUCUCCUCGCAUACCUGCUAGAUCUGCCAAAACAUUCGAAGAGCUUUAUGGCCUCCUCGAACCCGACGAAAAAGCCUUUUUCGACCUGUUAGAUCGAGAGCUAAAUAAAGUCGAGACGUUUUAUCGUGCUCGUGAAGGUGAAGCUAUCCGACGUGCUCAUGAUCUUCGAGAUCAAUUACGAGAGCUAGCGGAGCAUAGAAAGAUAUAUCAUGAGAUUUAUCCGGAGGGUACGCCGGAAUGGGAGACCAAAGUCGGUCGAAUCCUACCGAGUAACGUGCAAGCUUAUAAAUUGUCGACCGUGGCGAAUAACCUGCAAAGACGGAUCCCAUUUUUCAACGGGGGUGACAGUGGGCGUGAGGAUGAACAACCGAAGACGAAUGGCGCACUCGGGGAACGAAGGGGAUCAGGCGAUGAUGAGAACAAGGCCCUGCGUGAGGCUAUAGUGGCUGAUAAAGACCACCAGACGUACAAUCCGGAAAGGUAUCUAAAAUACAAGAAAGACUUACGAGGCGCUGUUUUGGAGUUUUAUAGGCAGCUGGAGCUCAUAAAGAACUACAGGAUUAUGAACCUGACAGGGUUUCGUAAAGCAUUGAAGAAGUUUGAGAAGACUACGAGAAUUCACUGUUUGGAAAUGUAUACCGACGAACGUGUGCUCAAAGAGUCUUUCACCAACGGUGACACCGUUGAUGCUCUGAUCCAAAAAGUGGAAGAAAUGUUCUCGGAGCACUUUGAAAGGGGGGAUUCGAAGAAGGCACGAGAUAAGCUGAGACGACAACACCAAGUCCAAACUCACUACACGACCACAUUUCGAUCGGGAUGGUGUAUCGGUGCCGCUCUUCCAGCUGCUAUCUAUGCGCUCGUUCUUGCAAGACAAAAGGACACACAAGCGGCAGUCCCACAAUGGGAGGCACUGUUAUACCUUUACGCUGGGCUGUUUUUACCCGUCAUCUUUGCCAUGCUCGUUGAACUUAAUCUUGAUGCGUAUGUAGCUGCGCGCAUCAAUUAUGAAUUCGUCAUGGAGCUUUCACGACCCUCCCUCGAUUUUCGCUCUUAUCUCGAGGAAACUGACCAUCAGAUUCCUGCUUUUCUCUUCCUCACACUCUGCUACUGCUUCUUUUUCACCUUCUCGCGUGUGGGCGAACCACAUAUUGCACCUACAACAUGGCCGGCUGUUUGGGUUGUCUUCGUCGUGGUUUUCUUCCUGAACCCCUUGCCCGUCUGGAGGAAGAGAUCCAGAUAUUGGCUGCUGAAAGUGUUGUUCCGGGUUUUGACCCCUGGAUACAGUCGGGUGGAGUUCAUCGCUUUCUUCAUCGCAGAUGAACUCAAUUCACUUGUCUUCACGAUGCAGGACAUAUACUUUCUGGGAUGUGCCUACAGCCGUCACUGGCCGCCCGACGUUCUCAACGUCUGUCCAGUAAGCAAAAAUUGGCCUUCAGCCAUCCUUAUAUGUAUUCCGGCUCUCUCACGUCUCAUACAAUGUUUGAAACGUUAUCAUGAUUCCAAACUCCGGAUACAUCUCAUCAACGCUGGAAAAUAUCUCAGUGUUAUCACUCAGCUGAUCCUCUACGUCCUGUGGCGAUCUCGAGGUGGAAUUUAUCAUGAUCCUGCAUUUGUAGUCUGGAUCAUCGUAGCGACCAUAUCGUCCACUUAUGCCUGUUCCUGGGACUUGAUAGUCGAUUGGAGUCUGUUCCGACCUAAUUCUGGUGGUCUCCGACCUGACUUGGGAUAUCAGAACCGAUAUGUAUAUUACUUUGCCAUGGUGACGAACAUUAUCAUUCGAUUUGUUUGGGUUUGGUAUUUGCCAUAUCCGACUCAACACACCAGACUUCGAAGUUUCUUCUUCUCUCUGGCCGAGAUGUUACGGCGAUGGCAGUGGAAUUUCUUCCGUGUGGAAACUGAACAUCUCGGUAAUGCCGAUGCUUAUCGUGUAACCCGUGAAAUCCCACUUCCAUACAGACGAGUAGAACAUGAUUCAGAUGAAGAGACUCACCUUAAAUCCCAUCAUCUAUCUGUCCAUUUAGAUCGUCUACGACAAAGUAUAAGAAAAGGCAGUGGAAGAGGUCCUGAUGAAUUGGAUGUGGGACCAAGAGGACAUGCAGCUAGUAGAGAGUAUGAAGCUCGAAGACCUGGUGAUUCAUCUUUCAAAAGUAGAAAUUCGGGUGAGGUAUGAUUUGGUUCAUGUGUUAUGUAUCAAUUAGAUAUUGUAAAUCAUGUAAUCAAAGGUUUUUGGUAUUUGGAGAUUUAUGGAACGAUGAUUCAGAUGACAUGCAUUUAUAUGAACAUG
Molecule: messenger RNA, 3015 nt
Organism: Tremella mesenterica DSM 1558
Lineage: Eukaryota; Fungi; Basidiomycota; Tremellomycetes; Tremellales; Tremellaceae
Exons: 19
Coding region: 1-2901 (966 amino acids)
Biological process (GO): phosphate ion transport; cellular response to phosphate starvation
Cellular component (GO): cytoplasm; plasma membrane; Golgi apparatus
Molecular function (GO): inositol hexakisphosphate binding
Source: RefSeq, a predicted model, not a curated record